AUGGAAACUACAAAACUACAAAUGGAUAUGCACAAGUCCAACUCCUGGCUCUACUACAAGCUCAGCAUCCACACCAUAGGCCUUGUCCUUCGAUCUGGCAUAACGAUCACCAGCCCCGACCCCAAAGCAGACGCAAAACUCCAAGUCACAUCAGGCGUACAUCAUGGGGGAACCAUCAAAGUCAUCGUGGCCGGACUCCCGCGCACAGGCACAAUCAGCAUGAAGCGCGCCCUCGAAGAACUAGGCUACGGCCCAUGCUUCCACCUCGCCGAACCCCUCUGCCAAUUCGACAACCUCCGCCAGAGCGCCGCCAUCGUCCACACAAAAGACACGGCCCUCCGGCGGCGCAAGCUCGUCAAACUCCUCCAAGGCUGCGAGGUCACCCUCGAGGUCCCCGGGAGCUCAUGCCUACCCGAUCUCCUGGAAAUGUACCCGGACGCAAAAGUCAUCCUGACAGAACGAACUUCCGCAGCCGUCUGGCUGCGCUCAUGGCGCGGCUUCGGCAUCGAUCUGCGGUCCAACUGCUUCCGCUGGGUCGGGUACUGGAUUCCUGGCGUGGUGGCGGCCAACGAUCUCUACCGCGGGUGGAUGCAGCUCUCGGCUGAGCGUUUCGGGGUCGAGGCCGAGCCGUCGGAGGAGCUGUACCAUGCGCACAGUGCGUGGGUGAAGAGCAUUGUGCCGCGGGAGAGGUUGCUGGUCUUCAAGUGUCAGGAUGGGUGGGGGCCUCUGUGUGGGUUUCUGGGGAGGGAGAGGCCGAAUUCCUUUCCGCAUGGCAAUGAAGCGGGCUAUUUGCGGUAUUAUAAGCGGGUGGCGAUGGUGUUGGGGAUUUUCCUGUGGUUGGUUGUUCUUGCUAUGGCUGUUUUGUCGGUGUUUGUGAUGUCUUUGCUUGAGUAG
Messenger RNA from Aspergillus tanneri, 894 nucleotides. RefSeq names its product sulfotransferase family protein. NCBI's taxonomy places the organism in Eukaryota, Fungi, Ascomycota, Eurotiomycetes, Eurotiales, Aspergillaceae. The record is from RefSeq and is a predicted model, not a curated record. The transcript has 2 exons. The coding region runs from base 1 to 894 and encodes 297 amino acids.